Messenger RNA from Saccoglossus kowalevskii, 1807 nucleotides. RefSeq names its product 2-acylglycerol O-acyltransferase 2-A-like. The record is from RefSeq and is a predicted model, not a curated record. Gene Ontology annotation, molecular function: diacylglycerol O-acyltransferase activity. NCBI's taxonomy places the organism in Eukaryota, Metazoa, Hemichordata, Enteropneusta, Harrimaniidae. Gene Ontology annotation, biological process: triglyceride biosynthetic process. Gene Ontology annotation, cellular component: endoplasmic reticulum membrane.
AUUGUAUUGGUAUCCCAUUAGCUUUUGACAUUUUCAGCAAAAUGCCUCGACUUUUAGAGAGUUGUGAACAAUUGUUUGGUACUAGUGAUUUAUACAAGAUUUUAGGGGUGGAAAAACAAUCAACCGAAAGGCAGGUCAAACGUGGAUAUUAUCGUCAGUCUUUAUCAUUUCAUCCGGAUAGAGUACAAGAUGUGGAUAAGGAAGAUGCUACUCAAAAAUUCCAAGUUUUGAGUCAAAUUUAUACAUUACUUUCUGACACUAACAGGAGAGCUUUAUACGAUGAAUCAGGUGAGGUUGAUGAUGAAAUAGAUGUAGAACAGAACCGUGAUUGGUUGGCAUACUGGAAAUUAAUAUACAAAGAACUUUCCGUUAAAGAUAUCAAAGAAUUUGAAGAGAAAUACAAAGGUUCUGAUGAAGAGUUAAAUGAUUUGAAAAGUGCUUACAUGAGUUGCCAAGGUGAUAUGGAAAUGAUAUUAAAUACAGUAUUGUGUGCUACAUUUGAAGAUGAAGACAGAUUUCAAACCAUUCUGAAAGACUGUGUUGAUAAAACUGAAUUACCACCAUUUGAUGCAUUUACAAAGGAAAACAAGAAGAUGAAAAAAGCCAGAAAGAAAAAGGCAAUGGCAGAAGCAGCUGAAGCUGAGGAUGUUGCCAAGAGACUUGGAUUAGGUGAUAGCGAGGAUGCUUUACAAGCUAUGAUCAAAAGAAAACAAAAUUCAAGGCAACAAGAAAUGAACGACUUCUUUUCUAGCCUUGAAGCAAAAUAUGCAAAUCCAAAAAGUAAGAAGAAAGCUAAAACUAAUUCAAAAAGUGGUAGCAAGAAAACAAAAUAACAUAUUUGUAUUUAAACAAUUAAAAUUUAAUGCUUAAUAUUCGUUUUUACUUUUGUACAAUACAGGAACACCAAGUUUUGUCACAUAUUUCAUUGUUUUAGUGGCUUAGUUUCUGCUAAGAGUAAAUCAGCUUUAGCCAUGAUGUUUAAUACAGGUUUUUCUUAGCAAUUACCACUUAGCAAAUAACAUUGAAAUAUCAUUUGUCAGAUGCAUGUACAAAAUUGGAAUAUGCUUCAUAUUAUCAAUGUUCUGAUGUUUAAUUUAACUGAUAUUAUCGAUAAAAUCCUAUUACGUGUACAAUGUACCUAUGUGGUUUGUGUAUACAAUGUUGCAGCUUAGUUUAAAACCAAAGUCUGAGGUGGUUUGUAAUGAGUACAUAUAGCGAAAUAUAAAAUAUAAAAAACAUUCAUUCAUGGUCUCAAUAUGGUUUAGAAAGCAAUAAAUUCAGUUUAGGAAAAAUCACUGCCAACUCAUCUGGUAAUCAUCUCUCUCUGUGACAAAACAUGGCAACGACGUCUUUCCAAUGCUGGGAGUAAUAUCCGCCCUUCGUCAGGUUGCCAUCUUUAUGACCUAGAAGAUUUGACCCUUUUGACAUCAUAGAUCACUCUUUUCAAAAUCAACAUGGUUGUUAGUAUUUUGACAAGAUAAAAAAAUGAGGUUCUUUGACAUAUUACCAGUGUAAUAACCAGAUCUUGGGUAUCUAUGAGUUGGUGGAAGGAUCAACUGUAAUGAGUAAUUGAUGCAUUUCACAACGAUUUGUUAAUUUGAUCCAACAUGCCUGACUGAUGGCCAUUUUGUUUUUCCAUGAAUUCUAUGACAUCAACAUAAGUUUUUGAUCCAAACAAAGGUGGCUGACCAAAAAAAUAAAAUGAGGUAUUUUGACGAUUUAUGUUUCAAAUUUUGAAUAAAUUGACAUUACCGGUAUUAUUGAUUUUUUAUGUUAAAUUAGCAUUAUUAUGCAAUAGGAAUUCUGC